AUGGAACUUUCGGACAUGUUAGAAUCAAAAGAUGAGAAAAUACCUAAUACUGGUGUGAAUGUAACAUUACACCCUCCACUAAAUUCAACUGAUGACGUAACAGAUGAAUAUUCGAGUGCUGAAGAAAAUCCAAGUGUAGAUAAAUUACCAGCAAGUCAGCUCUAUGCUACUGUGCUACAUGACCUAAAAGAGAGGGGCGUGGAAGCAACAGGAACAAUAAGUGGAAACAGCGUUAAGAAUUGUACUCUAUCAUUUGUAGAUAAAAUGAUAAAAGAAAAUAGAGGAUCAAAUGAAAUUUGUUCUUACUCAGCAUCCAGGAUUUCCAUUGCACGUUGGAAUGACAACAAUGUUGUUACUGUAGCCACCAACUUUGACAGAGUGCAACCACUAAGCUCUGUAACAAGAUUUUCCAGGGAACAAAAGAAAAGGAUUAGCGUGCUUAAACCUAACUUAUUACACUCCUGCAAUACCCAUAUGGGAGGCAUAGAUCGAACUGACCAAAAUGAAUCCCCAUAUAGAUGCUCUAUAAGAGGGAAAAAUGAUCAUCUGACAUUUCGUCGUCGAAUUGUCACUGCAAUUCUUGAAAGUAACAAAAGAGUCACUACCAGCAGAGGACGUUCUAGUAAGAGGGCAAAACUAAAUUCUAGAUUUGGUGGAAGAGAACAUUAUGUUACUGAAUUACCAACGGACGAGAUAACAAAAAUGAAGAAGCAGCUGAAAUGUCGAAAACUUGCCACAAAAAAACUACUACUAUCUGUUUUAGCCAAUAAUUCAAAUUUAUUUAUGUUUAUUUGA
Schistocerca serialis cubense is the source of this 795-nucleotide messenger RNA. RefSeq names its product piggyBac transposable element-derived protein 3-like. The transcript has 3 exons. Lineage: Eukaryota; Metazoa; Arthropoda; Insecta; Orthoptera; Acrididae. The record is from RefSeq and is a predicted model, not a curated record. The coding region runs from base 1 to 795 and encodes 264 amino acids.